AUGCCGUUCUGUUCAUACAAAUAUUCGGCGCUGGCGCAGAACGAUCCGGAGGCGCUCGGAGAAGAAGAAGAGGCGGGAGCUUUUAAGAUGGCAAAUCUCGAAGGAUAUUCUGGAAUCGAUUUCGGAGAUCCGAGCCAGAGCGUUAUGGAAUACGGAAUGCCGGAGGGUUCGUUCGACUCUGCAUUCACCUACGCGCCAUAUAAUGACCUUGAUAAAAUGGGUUACGUUGGUCCCAAACGGUAGUUUUCUCUGUUUUUUCUUUUCGAGUGUAUUCACAAACUCUUCUCAGACACGGACUGGUUCUUGGGAGUAGAUACGGCAACUUCACAUACACAAGAGAUUACGGAACGGAUUCGGAAGAAAACGUGAGUGAACAGCUCUUCCGUCUCGAACAUCUCAGACUUCUGUUGUAGUUGAAGCCUCUGAACACAGUCGAACUGAUGAUUUACGGUCUCUCAAUGCUGUUCGUCCUGAUGACGAUGCCAUUAUCUCUUCUUUUCGCGCUGAAGGUAACUUAAUUGAAGACCGGUUCUGUUCUACGAAUAAGAUCGAGAUUAGAGAACCGAAUCACUGUUUCGUCAUCCAAUUCAAUCGUUUCAGUUCGUCUCCACCAGCGAGAAGUUGGUGGUUCUGCGGCUCGGACGGGCUCAGAAGACGAGAGGUCCGGGCAUUGCUCUCGUGGUCCCGUGCAUCGAUACCACUCAUAAAGUGACCACUUCCAUCACAGCAUUCAAUGUGCCGCCCCUCCAGGCAAGAAUCUAGAAGAGGAAGAAGAAGAAUGAAAAAUGCAUUACAGGUUAUCACAACGGACCGAGGCCUUGUCGAACUGGGAGCGACCGUGUUCCUCCAGAUUCGGGAUCCGAUCGCUGCGGUUUGUGGAGUCCAGGACAGAAAUUCGUCGGUGCGGACACUGGCGAACACGAUGCUCUACCGAUACAUCAGCAAGAAGCGUCUAUGCGACGUGACCAACUCGCAGGAUCGGAGAAUUAUGGCGGCGGACUUCAAAGACGAACUCGGAGCAUUCACUUGCCAGUUCGGAGUCGAGAUAAAAGAUGUGGAAAUAUCGGAAGUGAAAAUAGUGAAGGAAGGGGAGAACAUGGGUUUGUCUGCACUGAAUACGGUCGCGAAAUCGGAUGCUGGACAACAGUUGUGGCAAGUAAUUGGACCUGCAUUCGAAGACUUUGCGAAGGAGUGUGCGUCAGAAGAGAAGGCGAAGAAAGAGAACGAAACGCUGGUGGACCUGUCAGAUGGACCCUCCACUUCGACACCGUCUUGCUCGAGUUCUCCCUCAGUUGACGUCGAUCAUUUGAUUACCGUGGCGAACCUCGCGAUUGAUGAACACCUUGUUCGUCUCAUCGGCCGCGUUUUCCAAAUAAACUGCAAAGACGUCGAACCACUAUGCAUUGAUUUGAAGCAUGGAGCAGGAAGUGCCUACAAAGGAACCGCUCUGAACCCGGACGUCGUGUUCGAAUCGUCGUACGAUGUAUUCGUGAAGAUAGUCACCAAGGCGGUGUCGCCCGUCACUGCAUACAUGAACGGAUCUCUCAAGGUCCGAGGAAGCAUCCAGGAUGCCAUGCAGCUGAAACAUCUUGUCGAACGAAUGGCCGAUUGGCUUUAG
Molecule: messenger RNA, 1618 nt
Organism: Caenorhabditis sp. 36 PRJEB53466
Lineage: Eukaryota; Metazoa; Nematoda; Chromadorea; Rhabditida; Rhabditidae
Source: the annotation of a GenBank genome assembly